AUGAAGCACGUGAGAGAGAUCGGGGAGGAGAGGAAGAGGAGCAGCUUGAAGAGGAGGCUGAUGAUGAGGCUCAGGAAAGACGGCUACCAUGCGUCCCUCUGCAGGUCUUCUUGGGUUGCCACCACUGAGCACCCGGGAGGCGACUACGAGUACAUCGACGUCGUGGUGCCGAGGGAGGAGCACGGCGCGGGCGCGGGCGCGGCCACCUCCUCCAGCAGCUCCAGGCUCGUCGUGGACACCGACUUCAGGUCCCAGUUCCAGCUCGCCAGGCCGGCGCCAUGGUACGCGCAGCUCUGGGCUCGGCUGCCGGCGGUGUUCGUGGGCCCCCGUGCGAAGCUCCGGAAGGCGGUGUCCCUGCUCUGCGCAGAGGCGCAGCGGUCGCUGCGCGAGAGCGGCCUGCACGUCCCGCCGUGGCGGAGGUCCGGGUACAUGCAGGCCAAGUGGCUCCCCGGCGACGUGACGCUGCCCGGCGGGGCCCCGGACGAGGUGGCGGCGGCACAGUGGUCGGUGGCGAUGGCGAGGGAGCCACGCGGCGGGGCCCGGAGACCAGGCGCGGGCGGCCUCUCGAUGGCGAUGGCGCUGUCCGGCUCCCGCGCUGACCGCUGA
Molecule: messenger RNA, 606 nt
Organism: Miscanthus lutarioriparius
Lineage: Eukaryota; Viridiplantae; Streptophyta; Magnoliopsida; Poales; Poaceae
Source: the annotation of a GenBank genome assembly